This is a messenger RNA of Lachancea nothofagi CBS 11611, 153 nucleotides long. Lineage: Eukaryota; Fungi; Ascomycota; Saccharomycetes; Saccharomycetales; Saccharomycetaceae. The record is from the annotation of a GenBank genome assembly.
AUGUUCGGACUACCUCAACAACCACCUUCUGAAGAGGAAAAAAAGGUUCAUCAGCAGCAAUCUAACCAAACCUUGAUUACUGCUGGCUAUGCAGCCGCUCUACUAUGGGUGUCGCCAAUUGUGUGGCAUUUUGUCAAGAGACAGUGGAAAUGA